Hyalella azteca is the source of this 661-nucleotide messenger RNA. RefSeq lists its product as uncharacterized. The record is from RefSeq and is a predicted model, not a curated record. The coding region runs from base 2 to 571 and encodes 189 amino acids. The transcript is spliced from 4 exons. Lineage: Eukaryota; Metazoa; Arthropoda; Malacostraca; Amphipoda; Hyalellidae.
CAUGUGCGCUAUCUUCUGUGCGAAGAACGGCUGUGACCGCUUCAACUUUGAAAAUGAAACGUGCAGUGUUGCAACUGGUGCUGUGUCCAGGAACACUGCUACCUUCAGACCCAAACCCAGUGGCACUUUGCGCGAGGUGGCACGAAACAAAACUGUCAUCGCCGCGCCAUAUUACGGGCCACAGAUUCCUCAAUAUGCAAAUGAUGGCAACACGACCUCUUAUUACCACUCCUCCAAUACGUACAUGCAACCUUGGUUCAUCUUGGACCUCGGUACUUGUACUCCGGUCGUCCAAAUCCGUUUCCUGCCCACCUACGAAAGCGAACACUAUUUGCGAUUCGUGGAUACUCAGAUCCUCCUGGGAACCGCAAUGCCAGCGUCAGAAGGCGACUUCAGCAAGUUCAACGUGGCAGCGACCAUGGCCGGACCGCUGACGUCUGUGGUGCAGUGGCAGGAGUUUGAACUGCCACAGCCGUGCUGUGCCCGCUACGUCGCUGUCUACAAGUACGUCCUCUAUUCGGACUAUCAUCGCUUUCUGGAGAUCAGUGAGCUGGAAGUUUACUCACCUUGAUAUUGAAAAGUAUCAAUACUUAUUGGACUUGAUCUGUGGAUUAAUUGACGUGGACUGAUUGAGUUUGACAGCAAUGAAUUAUUAGGCGCA